Molecule: messenger RNA, 4199 nt
Organism: Caretta caretta (loggerhead turtle)
Lineage: Eukaryota; Metazoa; Chordata; Testudines; Cheloniidae
Gene: IVD
Product: isovaleryl-CoA dehydrogenase
Biological process (GO): L-leucine catabolic process
Cellular component (GO): mitochondrion
Molecular function (GO): 3-methylbutanoyl-CoA dehydrogenase activity; flavin adenine dinucleotide binding
Source: RefSeq, a predicted model, not a curated record
UGCGAGGCUGGGUUCCCCGGGGCCCGCCCGCUGCAGCUAGGCUGGGCCUUGCCGUCUGAUUGGCCAACCGGUGGGGGCGCGGGGGCAACGAGGCCGGCCUUAGCGUAGGCCUGAGCAGAGAUGGCGGCGGUGCUGGGGAAGGCGGCAGCGGUAGGCAGAGCCUGGCACCCCCUGCGGCUGGGGCUGCUGCGGCGGGGCUGCGCUAGGGUCGCAGUGGAUGACACGGUCAAUGGGCUGAGCGAGGAGCAGCGGCAGCUUAGACAGACAAUGGUCAAGUUCUGUCAGGAGCAUUUGGCUCCAAAGGCCCAAGAAAUCGACCAGGAGAAUGAGUUUAAGGGCAUGCAGGAGUUCUGGAAGAGGCUCGGGGAGCUGGGAGUUCUGGGAAUUACAACUCCUGUGGAAUAUGGUGGAUCUGGAAUGGGGUAUCUGGAUCAUGUGUUAGUGAUGGAGGAAAUCUCUCGAGUUUCGGCAGCUGUUGGACUCAGUUAUGGUGCCCACUCAAACCUUUGUAUUAACCAGUUAGUACGGAAUGGCAAUGAAGCACAGAAAGAGAAAUACCUACCCAAGCUAAUCAACGGGGAGCACAUUGGAGCCCUGGCAAUGAGCGAACCCAACGCUGGUUCUGAUGUUGUCUCUAUGAAGCUCAAGGCAGAUAGAAAAGGGGAUUACUUUGUUUUGAAUGGGAACAAGUUUUGGAUCACUAACGGGCCAGAUGCUGAUGUUGUAAUAGUUUAUGCUAAAACAGAUCUCAGUGCUGUUCCAGCCUCCCAGGGUAUAACAGCAUUCAUCGUGGAGAAGGGUAUGCCUGGUUUCAGCACUGCUCAAAAGCUUGAUAAGCUGGGAAUGAGGGGGUCCAAUACCUGUGAAUUGAUCUUUGAGGACUGUAAGAUUCCUGCUGAGAAUAUCUUGGGGCAGCUGAGUAAAGGAGUCUACGUUCUGAUGAGUGGCUUGGAUCUGGAGAGACUCGUACUGUCUGGUGGACCACUGGGAAUCAUGCAGGCUGUUCUUGACCAUGCUUUUCCAUACUUACACGUGAGAGAAGCAUUUGGACAGAAAAUUGGCCACUUCCAGCUCAUGCAGGGUAAAAUGGCAGAUAUGUACACACGGCUGAUGGCAUGCCGGCAGUAUGUGUACAAUGUGGCAAAAGCUUGCGACCGAGGACACUUCAAUGCAAAGGAUUGUGCAGGAGUGAUCCUGUAUUCAGCAGAAUGUGCUACACAAGUAGCUCUGGAUGGAAUCCAGUGUCUAGGUGGUAAUGGUUACAUCAAUGAUUAUCCUAUGGGUCGCUUCCUGCGUGAUGCCAAGCUAUAUGAGAUAGGGGCAGGAACCAGUGAGGUGCGGAGACUUGUCAUUGGCCGGGCAUUUAAUGCUACUUUUAAUUAACACCCACCAUUCAACGAGAAACGUUCUCAACACCAAGAAGCCUUUGAUCAUAGUGGUGGUGCACAAAACUUUUUUUGCAUAUCACAGUCACUGCUGGUUGAUUAUUAUCCGUUUGAUGAACAAAUGCUACUCGGUUUAACUGGGCUCUGCUGACCGAAUGAAUUGGGCAGGAGAACAGAAGUAAACGUGUGUUCAUGUGAUCAGCCUGAAUUGUUCCUUCAUCAUACUCAGCAGCCAUUUGGAUCCUAAAAUCUGAGGAGUUGAGGAUGAAGUUUUUGCCAGGGGUAUAUGACAGUCAAAGCAGGAUGUUUCUUGCAUGGUGAACUGUUGACUAGGAAAAAUCAGUUACUGAGCAUUAUAGGUUUCAGAGUAGCAGCCGUGUUAGUCUGUAUUCGCAAAAAGAAAAGGAGGACUUGUGGCAUCUUAGAGACUAACUAAUUUAUUUGAGCAUAAGCUUUCGUGAGCUACAGCUCACGAUCAAUCUAGAGGGAAUGGACAUUGGAUCAAUCCAGAAAGAAUGGACAACGGAAAUGGAAUUUUAUCAUCUUUAAAAAUUUAGAGUGCCGUGAAUAAGUAGCAUUUUUAACAUGCUACUGCUGGAAGAUGGUAAUUUUCCAGUGUGACACUCCACCAGUAUGUUAACCUCCUGGUGCCAUCCAGUUAACAAUUUCAGCUUUGCGAAUCCAAAUGCCAGCUGACUUUGGGGUAGAUACUGUCUACUGUUAACAUCAAAGGAUUUCAGCUACACAUGCAGUACUGUAAAAAAUGUUGCCUAAAACCCUGUUAAGAAGUCGUGUAUUUUUCUCUGCCCAUUCCCUUUCCUAUCCUGGCUGCUUAGCAAGAUAUUUGAAUGUAAUCUGAAGUCUUCACUCUUCUGAUUGGCUGCCUCCUGCUGUCUGAUUCAUUUGUUGAUGUCACUAUCUGUCAUUCUGGAAGCUUUUGAAAUGUCAAACCCUAUAUUGUGGCAUCCGUCAAUGAAUCGGGCAAGAGGAGUUUUACUUAUUUUAAAGGGUUCUCUGUUGGCGAGUGUUCUGCACUUGUACUCCUAAAUUUAAUUGGCCAUAAGGAAAAAGAAAGAAAGCCUAGCGAGAAAAUUUGGGGCAGUUUUAAGGGGGAGUUAGGGAAACAUUAUAUGGAGUAGUUUAAAUCUUGUGUGGUCUAUUUUUAAUAAGGGGAAUACAGCAGUGUGUAAUAAAACUUCAAAGAGUGAAUUACAGGAAAAAAUUAAAUCUCUUGAUAUAAUAGACCAGUGAAUUAAACAGCUGCCAUCUUGACAGUCUCAUGUAGGUUAAAAACAAUACAGCUUGUAGUUUUAUUUCUUUUUCUCUGUAUAUUUGGUGUUUGUCUAGAUGGUGACUCUAAGCCAGCACGCAAUACAGUAUUUUGAAACAUCCAUUUAAUAAUCUAAACCAACAGUAUAAAAAGAAACUAUAAGAAAUGCCCAGACCCAACUAAAAUCCACCUUACUCGAUUUCCUCUGGGGAAAAAAAAACGUGAUAGCUACAUAGGUCAUGUGGUAUGCACAGUAGGUCUUCUGGCCCAAGGGGAGAGGCAGCUCCCAGAGCUAUGGGUCUGCCCCUGGAAUGCCCAACCCUCAGACUGGGGACUGUCAUCUCAAGCAUCCCAACUGAGUUUUACUACUCUGGAAAAGCACACAGAGAGUUGAUCUCUGAGAUACCCUGGGCCCAAAGCACAAAGGGCUUUAUUAAUUGAGGCUGACACCUUGGCUUGCACCUGAAUAUCAUCUGGAAGCCAGGGCAGACUUUGAAGCACAGGUGAAAUAGACUUCACUUGUGAAACACCAAGUACAUUUAUGUACUGAAUAUAUGAGAAUGGAAAUGUUAAAUGUUCUCAUUUAUUUAGAUGAGUGAACUACUUAAGUUUUACCUCAGAAUAAUUAUGAAUGUCCUCCCCUCUCCUACAUUCAAACUGGAUUGCCACCAGUGCCUCAAGAAAGAUCUAAAGUGGGAUUUUUCAACACUGCCUACAAGAUUUUGAUGUCCAGUUCCCAUUACAGUUUGUGGGAAUUGGGUAUCCAACUCCUGUAGCCAGCUUUGAAAAUCUCAGCCCCAGUCCCAUGAUGCAUCAGUGAAAUGGCAGCUCCUUUAGAGAGAGAGCCAGUAGCAGCACGGGUGGCAACGAAGGGGCUGAGACCAUGCAUGAUACUUUUUAAAGUAAUUGAAAAUUCAUUUUUUACAGAUAUGUUCUUUAGCUCUUUGAUAUGAGAAUGAAUUUCCUUGAGUUUUCCUUGAAGACCUGUUUAAAAGACAAAAACAAAACCUCACAUUGGCACUGAAUCAUAGCUUUGUAAUCUGUCUUGGUCCAAAGGAACUCCACUGAAAUGAAUGUCAAAACAACCUCAGGAUCUUUCAAGCAGCUAGAAUUGUUAAGAAUCCAUGUUCUGAGUCAGAAUGGAACCUGUAUACUAUGACUUUUAAACCUGCCUCUAGCCCUGGCAUUGCUUGUUUUAAUACAAAUAAUAAAUAACAUCCCACUUUCUGGGCUGAUCAGCACCUCAAGGUCAAGGCAAAAUGAAUCUGUGUCUAAUGCACUAUCGGAUAGGAUGGGAGGAGAGAGCCAUAAAUCUUAGGAAAGGUUACGUUAAUCAAAUUGCAUACACUUCCCAUACAUCACUGUGGUGAAUAUCGAGUGAUCUGUCUUGCGAAAAGCAUUGGUCAAGGGGCUCUUUCCACAUACUGAGCAGUUCUCCCUGGGGUGAAUGACAGGGAAUCUCCUGGCUAAGUGGGGGAGGGUCUGUGAUUAGGGUUUUGUUUUUUAACAUGUACAAUGCCAAUAAAGAUAUCUACUCUUAAACA